UAUGGCUUCCUCCUAUUCAUAUCCUGAGUUAUUUUUGGCGGGUUUUAUAUUUACCUUGCCAUUUUUGUACGAAAAAUGCAAUUUUUUUCGAUAUUACCUGAAGUUUUUCUUAUAUUACGCUUAUGUAUUGAUAUGGUGCACAGUAUUAUUACCCGUAGUGUUAUUAUAUCCUCGCGACGUUACGAACUUAAUAGUAGCUUCCCGGUUUUGCCGUUAUGCUUCACAUAUUGUUGGAAUAGAAUGGGAAUUACGAGGAUUGGAACAUUGGGAUAAUGAACAAUGUUAUAUUGUAAUUUCAAAUCAUCAAAGUUCAUUAGAUAUUUUAGGUAUGUUUGAAAUGUGGCCCCGUAUGAAGCGAUGUACUGUCGUGGCAAAAAGGCCUUUAAUGUUUGCGGGAGCAUUUGGAUUCGGAGCUUGGCUUUCCGGCUUAGUGUUUAUUGAUCGAUUAAAGACAGAAAAAGCGCGAUUACUUAUGAAAGAAGCCACCGACAGGGUCAUCCAAGAAAAGACUAAACUGUGGGUAUUCCCUGAAGGAGCGCGAUAUAAUAAAGGCUGUAUACAACCAUUUAAAAAAGGAGCGUUCUAUUUAGCAAUUGAUGCUCAAAUUCCAAUAAUGCCAGUGGUGUUUAGCCAGUACUAUUUCCUUGAUAGUGAAACAAAAACUUUUGAACCAGGAAAAGUUGUUAUUACCACUUUGCCACCCAUCCCUACAAAAGGAAUGACCAGGGACGAUUUGGAAGCUCUGUCUGAUAUUGCACGUCAACAAAUGAUUGAAGUGUUUAACGAAAGUUCUAAAGAUCUGGUCAAGCAGAAAAAAGUAGCUAUUUGAGUAGAUUUUCAAUACCAUCAGGGCUUUUCAUAAUUUAGUGUACCAUUAUCAAACAAAUCAUACUUUACUCCAUAUCAUGUUAAUAGUUUAAAGAUGCAAGCCAAAGUUACUUUUAAGUUUGUUCUAGUCAUUCCUUCCUCAAGUUUUAUUAGAUGUAUAAGACAACCCUCCAAUAGCAUCGGUAAGACAAUGCGUAUUGACGCUAAAUUGUUUUAAGUUGAAAAUGAUUGGGGCCUAGGAUGCGCGCUACGAGAUAACUCGUGACAAGUUAUGAAAUAUUGACCACCACUUGCGGCGGAAGUGAAAAUUUUCGUCCCAACGCAAUGAAAAAGAAAUCGGUAGGUAUUUUAGAUUUUACAAUACGGUUUCUUCCGUCACGAAUUAUUUCAUGGCACGUACUUAUAAACGUACCUAGACUACAGAUUUUUUAUUAUUCCUAGUUAUUAAUUUGUUAUUUAAAAAAAACGCGCAUUUUCACUCGCUCUUAUGUGCACCGUCCACUGACAAUCAAUUCGGCAGUCAGGGAUCAGGCCGCGUAGAGAUAUAUGGUCGUCUCUACCCUAUGAUUUGCGCUAAAAGUAAAUUUUCCCGCCGCCCUACGGUCACUCUCAUUAUGACCUGCAUGCGCCCAAUAAUGACCUACGCUA
Bicyclus anynana (squinting bush brown) is the source of this 1476-nucleotide messenger RNA. RefSeq names its product 1-acyl-sn-glycerol-3-phosphate acyltransferase alpha-like (gene Agpat1). The transcript is spliced from 5 exons. Gene Ontology annotation, cellular component: endoplasmic reticulum; membrane. Lineage: Eukaryota; Metazoa; Arthropoda; Insecta; Lepidoptera; Nymphalidae. Gene Ontology annotation, molecular function: 1-acylglycerol-3-phosphate O-acyltransferase activity. The record is from RefSeq and is a predicted model, not a curated record. Gene Ontology annotation, biological process: phosphatidic acid biosynthetic process. The coding region runs from base 2 to 829 and encodes 275 amino acids.